Magnusiomyces paraingens is the source of this 10719-nucleotide messenger RNA. RefSeq lists its product as uncharacterized. NCBI's taxonomy places the organism in Eukaryota, Fungi, Ascomycota, Dipodascomycetes, Dipodascales, Dipodascaceae. Gene Ontology annotation, biological process: fermentation. Gene Ontology annotation, cellular component: membrane. The coding region runs from base 1 to 10719 and encodes 3572 amino acids. The transcript has 3 exons. The record is from RefSeq and is a predicted model, not a curated record.
AUGGCAGUCGACAACUAUGUAUCUGUCUAUCUUCUUAACAUACGACAGUUCAAUGUCCUCUUCGUUAUGGAGUGGAUUCUUGGUAUUGUCGCCACUUGCUUUAUGCUCUUUUUUUGGAACCGUAUGAUCGGGUCUUUACUCUCACUGUCUAUGCGAUGGUAUUUCUGGCAUUAUCAUAAAGCUUUAGUAAAAGUACAAUCUUUUCAAAUAUCUCUUUUAGGAGGACGUCUUUUUUUCAAAAAUUUUACCUACGUUGCAUCCAAUGAGUCUAUCACUAUUUUACAAGGCUCCUUCACUUGGCGUUACUGGCUCCAUCGGCGAAGGCUUUCGAAAUAUACAACUCAAACUGUUUUAGACAGUCAACAGGGUGAACCUGAAUCAGAAACCAUGCUUGACCCAAAAAAGCGCAUACCAGCCCGUUUAAAAUUAGCUAUAGAGGGUGUCGAGUGGUACGUUUAUAAUAGAUCACCAGCAUUUGACAUCAUUGAAGAAAACCUUAGAAAACAUACAGCAGAAGGUUCAGGUAAGGGGUGCGAAGGCUCUCAUAGACAUACCGACUCCUCUUCAUCAGAUUCUUCGGCCACAACGGGAAACAGUGCCGGCAUCGACUCAAACGACUAUGCACAAAAUUUCAACUCAAAAGAAAAAUACCGAUGUCCUUCUUCUAAAAUAAAUCCUAAUUUUGGCGAGCAGGAUAAGAACAUGGAAGACGAUCUUUCCAGUCGUGGUAAAAUCGGGGCUCUUAUAUCACACCUUCGCAGCAUUAACGAUAAUGGCCGAGCCUCUUCCGACAAACCUCGCGACUUUCGAGACACUUCAAGCGACUCUUCCGACCUUAGCGAGGAGCCUAAAGCUUCUGAUCUUUUCCGAAAGCAUCGUGUACCAUUUACACAUGGUGAUACACUUAUGUUAAAGCUUUUCCCAAUUGAUUUGAAAAUGACAAAAGGUGCUGUUAUUGUUGGUAAUAAAUCUAACCCUUCUCUUCUUGUUUUCCAGUUUGCUACUGGUAAUGGGUUUAUUGACGCUGAAAAAUCUAAAAGUAAGCUUGACAAGUAUAAGAUGAUUUACCAUUGCAACUUUAUUAAGCCUAUUGUCGAAAUGAAGCCAAAUAUUAGUUUUGAAGAAAAUCAACAUUACCAACAAGAAAUUAUGCGAAUGACGCAAAAGUUUCAGUUUUCUAAAAUUACUGUUUCCAUCAUGAAUAUUUUUUCCACAAUACGCGAUAUUUUUAAAAGAAUCAAGAUACCAUUUAAUUUAUUUUCUGAUUCAUCUAUAACAUCGAGCCCAAAUAAUUCGACUCGCCAAGAACCUGACGCUAAUACUCGCCCAUGGAAGGGCCUUGAUCGGUAUAAGAUUGACGCUGACUUGGAAAUGCGUGACAUGCUUCAAAAAGAUUCUGUCAGCGGGUUUUAUCCAGAAUAUGCUCGAGUAACCACUAUUUUGGAUGCAUCUGAGGGCUCGCUCACUCUAUACUAUGAUGCUCCUGGAACUGUUCCCCAAUAUGCUGAUUGUAUCAUCAGUGACUCUUCAGAAGACGAAAAUUUCAUUUCGGUCGGAAAUGGCGACAACUAUCCUCCCGAGUGGGGACUUGAUCUAUACUUUAAAGAGGUGACAAUUCAUUAUGGACCAUGGGCCGACAGACAGCGAAUUUCUCUUCAACGUAUUUUAGUUCCUUUGAACUGUUUUGACUCUAAACCCCAAGCACCAUUACACCCUGGCGAUACACGCAUUUACACUAACUUUAAAGUAAACAUCAAACUUGACAAAAACACCAUUAUUCGUCUUCCCACUCGUGAAUACAGCAAAAAUGCACAGUUUUAUGCAGCGCAUGAACAGGAAAUCAACAACAACAAUGAAAACAACAAAAUUCUACGCCCUUUUGGCUGGAUUGAAGUCACUGCAAGCGACUUUGCUAAUAUUGCAUAUACCUCAGCAAUGGUUGCUACAGAUGAUGGCUGGAAAACCUCACUAAAUGUUGCCAUCAGUAAAUUUGAAGUCCGCACCUGCGUUAAUCAUGCUUUAUUGUACUCAGCAAAAACUCUUGAAGUUGACGCAGAUUUAUCAACACCUUUAAAGUGGAACGGACUCCAAACUUGGACUUUUAUUUGCAACUCUUUUGAUGUGGAUUGUUACAUCAUGCGCGAGCAUGUUUUCCUUCUUUCAGAUUUAAUGUCUGACUUUUCUGAGGGGCCCUCUUCUCCUUACGACUUAUUUACGCCAUUUAUUUACAAGUUUCAUUGGAAUAUUCACAAUGGCUACAAGAUCAAUCUCAACAUUAAUGACUUAAACAUCAUAAACAAUCCCCUUGAUUUUUCUGAAAACAUUUAUGUCAUCUUUUCUGGUGACACUUUUGAAACUGAUGUCACUGUACCACUUGACCAAGUCUUCCAGAAAAAGAAUACAGUUACUUUUGAAAUUAAAACACCUCGGUUUGAUCUAAAUGUUUCAUCACCUCCAUGGAACACGCUCUACUCGUUUUUAAAUCUUAAUGGCGUUGGCCGGGCCUACGACUUUGAUUUGAAAGGUAGCUACACCUAUCACGCAAAUGUUGAGCCAGGUUAUUCUGAUACACUCAUCUUAGAAACAAGCGCUUCAGAUGUUACCCUUUUGCUUUAUGGCUUUGUCAUUAAGUACAUUAUGCAAAUUCGUGAAAACUAUUUUGGCGAGCAUACCCAUUUCCAGACAUUUGAGGAAUUUUCGCAAAAGAAUAUGGAAGCUGAGACUGAAACUGAGUUUACCCAUGUUAAGACGGACAUUGAUUUAGAUGUUCUAUGUCAUGUUUACGUCAAUAAUGGCAGUAUUGUACUUCCAGCUAAUAUUUACUCUGCGGAGUCCAAUAUUCUUUUAAAUUUUGCAUCUUUUGAUGUUGACAUUCGCUUUACUAAUUAUUACAUGGAUCUUCAAGCAAACAUCAGCCCUGUUAAAGGCAUUCACAACAGCAAAUCAAAUUUGUCUACAAUUCUUGACAGUGCUCGGGACCGUGUUUCUUUUGAUCCAAUUAUUUUUAUUGAUGGCAUCUUUAUUCAUGGUAACCGUAUCUUUGGCUUACCUCCUACCGAGCCGACUUACUUUUGUAAGUGGGAUUUUGAUCUCGGUGACAUUCUUCUCAACGGGCCCUUAGAAAUUGUUCAAUAUCUUGGAAAUGUUGGGUCUUCAAUUGGAUACACUUACUCGGAUACUGAAAAUAGCUUGUUGAUUCCUGAGCCCAUUCUUUAUGAUGUCACAUAUCUAUCUCUUACUGUUGCUUCCUUAAAAUGUCGCUUAAACAUUAAUGACUAUAUUCUUGAGGCAAUCACAAGUCCAAUAUCUCUCAACUAUAAUGAUUUGAACAACAAUAGAUAUUCUGCUCGCCUCACAUUCUCGGUUCCACAGAUUCAGUAUAAGAUAUUGAAGAAAAAGGAAAUUGAAAUUGAUCCGACUGGCACUAAUACGGCCGAUGAGGAAAACUACGAAAUUUUAGCAUUGAUUCGUACCUCCAUUCUUAUUACUGAUUUCAUUCAGAAACGUGAUUUUUAUUUGCGUCACGAACGUCAGCAGCAGCAUAUUUCCAUGCACGAUGCACCUUUUGAUCGUUGCUCCUUCCUGUUAGAUGAGUACCAUCGAGCAUACCAUCAAAAGCCAAUGGGCAACAUUAUUCCAAGCAUACCUCUACCUACUGUUCCUCCACCUCUUACUAAAGAAACAGCUCCUUUUAUUGAUCCAAAUUUAUCCAGCUCUUUCGGCAACGAAGAUGACGAAAAUAACUCUUCUGUUUCUUCCAAAAGUAAAUAUUCGUCAACAGUGAGCAGCAGCGAAGAUGAAUCUUCUUCUGAUGAGGAGUUUGAUGACGAAAGUAAUAUCCGAGACACACCUUGCUCUAUCAAGUUCAACAUUGGUUCAAACGGACUUACUGGUAACGCAUUUAUGCCACCUGAGAGUUGGAAAAAGUUUGAGGAAAUUUCUAAAGAGUUUAACUGCGCUCUACCCAAAUUUGACCUUAAUCCUACCUCUUAUUACACUAGUGACGAAGGCAUUAGGCCAAGUUAUGCCGUGGACCCUUCAACAGAAUAUGACAGUUUAAUUAUUCAGCUUGGUGAUAUAACUGGGUUUUUUGUUCCCAAUUCUUUUCUUGCUAUUAGUGAGCUUUUGUCUGUCAAGGAUAUUAAAGAUCUAGAGUCUACAUUAGAUUCUAUUCAAAUUGAUGUUUUAAAUCGGCUUAAUUACAUCCGCACAGCACAACCUGAGGUUAAGAAUUUCAAGAUUGUCGUCACAUCUAUCAACUUAAAGUAUGGCUCUGUUACUGGAACUGAUGCCAACUCUUUAAUGGCGAAAUACAAUGGUGAGGUUGAUCAUUUGGCUGUCACUUGUGAAGCAAUCAACAUUUCUCUUCGAGUGUCAGAAAUGAAUGCUCCCCAAGUUGUUGCUGAUUAUAUCACUAAAGGGAUGCCAGACUUACCGACAAGUUUGGCGGUCUAUGCCAAUUGUGGUAAAGUCAUGUUAAGUGUCGUACGUGGUAGCAGUAUCACUCUUCAAGAUAACGCUGAUUUGCAUGUGCAACAUUUUCGGCCAAUGUUUUUACAAUUAGACAGCCCAGAUAUGUGGUGGUGUGAGAGUGAUAAUCAAAACACUGGGUUUUUCCAUCUUAAAAGUAUUAAUAUUUCUAUUCUUUCAGAAAGCAUUCCGUUUCUGUCUUCGUUUAUUGAGCAAAACAUGAAAUCAUUACAGUUUCUUGCUUCUGCAACUCAGAAAAUACAAUCACAUACUACCCAGAUGCGCAAUGCAUAUGUCAUUAGUUUGCUGUCUACGGCUGGUGAAGCCUUUCAUAUUGAGGACGAUCCAUCUGUUCUCACCAGACCAGCUCUAAUCACACGUUCUACUACUCAUGUUCGCACCAAUGAUAGCUGGAAAAUCAUGAUGCGUCUUCGACAUGUUUUGAAAAGUGUGCCUAUCAAUUGGAGAAACCGCUAUGACAAAAUCAUGCUUUCUGACAUUUAUAAUAUUGACACUGAAAUAGCACGCCGUGAAGCCACCAAAGUCUUUCGCAAAUGGCGUUCUUGGGAACUUACAGGGAUGGAGGACAGUUAUGUUUUCCGCCAUGUCUUUAAAGUGAAAACUCUUCAAGACACUCUGCUUUCGAAGAAUGCAUCCAUCAAUAUCGACUUAGAAAGUAUUUCAUUGCGGUUGAACUAUCUCGAAGAUGAAAACUUUUUGUGUAUUGACUACCUAAAGCUUUCCUUUGGAUGGAAGGGGAAGAAGCCUCAGGAGAUUGGCAUGAAUGGAAAGAUGGGGAGAUCAAACAGCAACAACAAUGUUGGUAAUGCUGCAACUCCUAAUAGUAGUCUUCUUGAACUAGAGUGUACAUCGAAUUGCAGUAGCAUUAAACUGCAUUUAGACUCUAAAAUUUUACAAACUGUUGAGGAAAUCGACAAGGCUAUUUUGGAGAUAAAAUCCAAGCUUGCUCAGCCCAUCAAAAAGCCUAUUCCCAGAAUGCUUGCUCCUGAAAAGUCAAGAACCAGUAAGUCUUCGACUUCAACAAUGAGCAAGAGCAAUGUUCCUCCUCUCAAGCUUAGCAUCACCUGUUGUUUUCAAAACAUUUCUCUUUUUGUUGAUUUUAUCCAGGUUGCUUUGAGCUACGACUCGCAAGAGAUUUCUUUUAACAGCAACAUUAGUAAACUCGCAAUUUUAAGCCCUGAGGAGGUUCAUUUGGACAUGAGUUUUGUUUCGCAUAUCAAAGCUAUUGAUGUCAAACUGCGUGAAAUUUCCGAAAGCAAAGUACCUGACAAAAAUCUUUUCAGUUUUUUGCUUAGGGAUUAUCGUGGUUCCUUUAUCACCACAGGCUUCCUUUUCACUUCUAUGAAGUACGCCACAGUUUCCCAUGAUCAACUUGCUAUUGUUAUGGAGGCACCAAUCGGAGAUCUUUCUAAUGUUGGCAUUCGAUUUUUGGAUACUGGCUUAGAGCGGUUUAAAACUUGUUUUGAUAAUAUCGAGACCAAUCAUGCAACGUAUAAACCACCCUCACCUAAAUUGUUGGAUAUUGUGAAGACUCAUUCGCAAUCCGUUGACUUCACACCAGUUUCUUCUAAAUCUAAGGAGAAACAACUCUUUGAUUUCCCCAUGGUCUUGCGUUGUAAUGCAAAAGACUCCAGUGUUCGUAUUAAUGCAACAGACUCUAUUUCAUUGUAUUUAGAGAUUGCUGGAGCAACACUUGUUGGAAAGCUUGCUAAUGACAAGCAAAUUGCAUUUGAGGUGUCUGUUACUGAUAAACAGUUUGAGCUUUUGGCACGCAACCCUCAGACAAAAGAUGUGCGCCCUCUUGUUUCAGUUUAUGUUCCUACAAUCACCAGUUUGGUUUUGUCGGAAAGUUAUCUUGAUAAAAACUUUGUUGAAGGUGUUGUCAAUGUCAAGAGUAUCCAAGCUCGGAUGAUGUCAGUUUCUUCAAUUUUGGUGAUGAUGAGAUCCAAUACUAUUGAAAAUGAAAUUGCAUCUACUAUCAAGUCGUUGAAUUCAUUGACGGAUAAGAUUAAUAAAAUUGCAAAUAAGUGCAAGUCAACUGAAGUUGCAAGCCUUGAAUCUACUCAGGCACCAUCACCUGUGCCAAAACCUGGGUCAGAACCUGGGUCAAAGCUUGAGCCUGCUGAGUCGAAAUCGGCAGAAACGCUAGGCUUUUUCAAUCUCACUUUGUCUAUUAUUGAGGUUCAAGUGAUUAUACCAUCUUUUGAUUCCUCUCUUGCUCUUAAAUUGAUUGAUAUCAAUACUACACUAUCGUCAUUCUAUUAUGACAUGCAAUCUCAUGAAUUUAACAUAACGCCAUUUUUUGGAGAUUUUAAUGUUAAUGAUGCCAUUCUUGACUUGCGCAAUGACACUUGGGGUGCUUCAUCUGUCUCUGAGAUUGUUCACUUUCAGCUUUCAAUGUCUUACAGCGGUCGUGAUCAAGCAACUAAGAAGCAGCGUGUUGAUAUUUCCAGUAAUAAGAUACAGAUUGUUCUUUGUCAACGACUUUUGGAAAAGCUUGUUAGCAUUGUUAAUUCUCUUGAAGAAGGGUUCAAUGAAUUUCAUUCUGUCAAGGAAUCUUCUCCUUUAUUACCUGCUUGUCCAGAAUCCUCUCCUACUGUUUCUUUGGAUGAAUCAGUUAAGGAACAGUUUCGAGCUUUCAAGAAGCUUGGCGAGAAAACCAUUUUGCGCAUGUCGUUUUCUAACUUUUGCUUUGCGUGGCUUUUUGAAGAGCAGUUCAACAUUGGACAGUAUCCUAUUAGUCCGGAAUCCAAGGGCAUUUUAUUUGGAUACAAUUCUUUGCAAAUUAGCACUUCCAACUUGGCUGGUAAAACCAUUUUGAGUGGUGUUUAUAUUACGCCUACAUAUGAUGAGUUGAACAUUUUCAAUAACUCGGAUAAGUCUCAAAGCAUGAACACAGCUUAUCUUCCAUCCGUGAAGGUUUCAUUUUUUGCGGAUUUGACUCAUCAUCAACCGCAUAUCUCCGUCAAUCUUGUUGGAGAAUCACUGCGCCUUACUAUUCUCCCGUCGUUUGUUGGGCUUGUUGUUUGUUUAGCAAAAUGCUUUACAGACACUGCUGAGUCUUGUCAAAAAGAUGCAUUACCUAAGGAGAAUAUCAAUGAAUCUUCAUUAUAUCCGGAAUCUAACUCCUACAGUCCUCAAACAUCUGCAUCUACUGGGAAGUCUAAUACUGAAGGUAAGACGGCCAAAUUCACACUUCCCUUGUCAUUCCGAUUUUCGGUUUCUUUUGAUGGUGCUACAAUUAUUCUCUACAAGGAUUCGCCAAAUAUCCAUAGACACAUUUCUCGCGAUUACCAUUUUACUCAAGAGAUGAGAGAUGAAAACAAUGCCAAGUCAUUGGAUAAUGAUACUGCUCUGUUUUUGCAAACUCCAGCAGUCAAGGCAAAGAUUGAAUAUCUUAAAGGAGAGAAUGCAGUUAAGCAAGAUGCUUUUAAUGCAGAGAUUUUGAUUAGUUCUUCUAUCAAUACCAUUUAUCCAAAGCUAGUGCCUCCAGUGGUGGAGAUGUGGAAACUUGUUCAAACAGUGGUGAAAUAUUCGGCAUUACCUUCCAAGAAUGAGCAAAAGGACGAUUAUGACAUUGAUAGCGUAUUAUCUAUGCCUGAUUCUUUCCAAAAUAUUGACAUUGACAGCCAUUUCGGUAACAUUAUUGUGGAUGUUAAUGUUCGCCUGGAGCGACAGGAAAUUAUUUUGAGUUGUGAGCCCAAGGCCCGUGUGGCGGCUACUGUUUCUUAUGACGAAUUUUGCAUCAGUCUUAACAGUUUGGAAGACACACUUCGCAAGACUACAUAUGCGUUAUCGGUUCGCUUGCAAAACUUUAACUCAUCAUUGCAGCACAUUUAUUCGCGCGAGUGCAGUGGCCAAGUUACUGUUACAAACAUUGCCUUUUUUGUUGCCAUGUAUCAUAAUUCUGCUGAGCAGCAGUCAGUUAUUGUUGCCAGUAAGAUUUCUGAUGUAAUUACAGAAAUCAAUCUGAAGCAAAGUCAGGAUUUGGAAUUGUUUCAAGAUAUCUGGUCACCCAAGGGUAUGCUGAGCAAAGUCAAUUCUAAUGUAUCAUUGGCUACGUUUGAUCAGUUUUCCGAGACGUUUCAGCAACAAAUCAAUUCAUCUAUGCUUGAUGGUGCUAUUAUGAGAAAGUACCGACAAGUUACAUCUACGGCAGCCAUACCUUGGUGCAUUGACUUUUCUUUGGUCAAUAUCCGUGGUACUGUUGAGCUUGGUCAAGCUGUGGGUCAAGUUAUAUUUACGUUGGACAAGUUGUGGAUAGCGUCGCAAAAGUUUUCUAAUUGGGAGCAAAAUUUAUCACUUGGGUUUGACGAAAUUAAGAUUACAUCUCAGGGGAGAUUUGGAGGUAUUGUUGCGUUACGCAAGAUUCAAGUUGGUACGGCGAUUAUGUGGCAGCGUCAUAACGGUACUGUUUAUCCCGUGCCUCUUGUGCAGGCCAUUAUGGGUAUUGAUUCUCUUGAAGCACGCGCCACAUUUGAUUAUCAAUCAUUUGCAGUUGCUUCGAUCAAUGCGUUACACUUGUCUAUGUUUAACCAGCGGGACAAGAAUUUUGUUCUUAAUGACCGACUUGCUGUUGUUGGGAACUGUGAGAGCAUCUAUUUGUUUGCAACGUCACUUGCUGCGUCCAAUGUGCUUGAUUUGAUAUACACUAUUGAGAGGAUGCGACGAGAGGCUCAUGAUUCCUACGAUGCCAUUUUACGUGACUCUGCAAACCAAACCUCUGAAGAGGCUAGCAAGAAGCAUGGCAAGAAGCCUACAGCACAUCCAUUUGACCGGUUACGUACAUUUUUGGACGUCAACAUUAACACACUGAGUAUUUAUAUUUAUCCUGAUACAUUGAUGGAUCCUCAAGUAUUUACUCUUAAGGUUCAAGGGGCUGAGGCGCGGUAUAGUCAAGAGAUUGAGAUUCAUGAGGAGUUUGAUAAAACAGCACCGGAUGGCCGCAAGUUGUCAUUGGCCAUCACCAAUAAGGAGUUUUUGUCUCAUUUAGAUAUGAAGCUUCAUGGGUUACUUGUUGCUCUUUCGACUAGCAAGCGCAAUAUUCGGACUGAAGAGGAGCUUCUUGAAAUGUCGAUUGAGGAGUAUAUUCAAAAAUCUAAGGAUCCUAAAGGAACCACGAUUAUUGGGAUUCCAGUGUGUGAGAUUUCUAUGGCUACGUGGCAGGCAGUGGACACCAAUGUGAUUGAGUAUAUUUUUAACUCAUCAUUUGGUGGUCGUGUGGAUGUUGGCUGGAAUUUAGGGUCUGUGAACUUUAUUCGGUCCAUGUGGGAGAAUCAUGUGAGGACAUUUAAUGCACGCAAGAAGACAUAUGAGAUGCGGUUUGCAGCUGGAGGGGAUACUUUGCGAGUUCAGUUUAAUCCAGAUGACUAUGCACGGACCAAGAAGCGCAAUGUUAAUAAUAAUAAUAACAAUAAUAAUGAGAAGGAGGAUGAUGAUGAGGAUGAUGAUGAGAAUUCGCAUGUUGGCAAAGGUCUAUUUGGGCCUGAGGAUGCACGUCGAUUAAAGAUAAUGACGUCUCAUAAUAAUAAGUCUGGGAUAUUAUCUGUUGAAUCUAGCCGACAAGAAUCUCCUACAUCACCUUCUUUUGGGAACGAGUUGACACGGCCAUCUACGGCAGCUUCAUAUGGUGAUGAGAGCUUGGCAGAGUCAUCGUUGACGAGCUCAUCAGUUGAUUCUGAGUCUAUUUCAGAAGGGACACUUUCUGAGGAUGAGGAUCAUGAAGGAAUUAAGGUUGGUAGGAAUAGUGGCAGUGCUGGUAGUGGCAGUGUAAGUGGUGGUGGUACUACGGUAGGUGUUAAUCGGGCAAGUGGAUCUGGGCUGGCGACGGCUGGAACGGCGACAGUUCAUGGAGGUAGUGCUCCACCAAGUGCAGGAAGUGGAAGUAGGAAGGGAGGAAUAACAUCAGCAGUAACUGCAGCAGCAGCAACUGCAGAAACAACUGCGGGAGCAUCUUCAAUGGGAGCUACAAGUUCUGGGGAUGAUGGUAUGACGAUAAACAAGCCGGAAGAAGAGGCAGCUCCACAAUACAUUUACAUUGCGCGGGUUCCUCCAGUGAUUGCUCAGCCCCAGUUAAGGGAUAUGGGUGAAGCAACGCCUCCAGUUGAGUGGAUUGGGUUACAUCGUAACAAGUUACCUAGUUUUGUUCACCAGGUGAUUAUGGUACCUUUAGAAAAGACUGUGGAGGAAGUUGAUGUUGUUUACCGUAAGGUUUUAGGACGGUCAUGA